Molecule: messenger RNA, 1008 nt
Organism: Malania oleifera
Lineage: Eukaryota; Viridiplantae; Streptophyta; Magnoliopsida; Santalales; Ximeniaceae
Exons: 3
Coding region: 204-770 (188 amino acids)
Source: RefSeq, a predicted model, not a curated record
UUUUUGCUUAUUGUAAUGGCACUAGUCUCCAGCUUGACUGCUUGAGGCUUCCCAUCGGCUGCUAAUAUAAGUGCACGUGGCGAUCUGAGAACCACGAAAUGGAUCAGCCUUUCUUUCUGCCAUGGGUAAAGGAUGAGAAACAUUAAACGAAAAUACCAGUCCACGGACUGACCUUCCCGUAGUAAAGCUUAAACUAACUCAACAUGUUCAUGGCCUCAGCCCAACAGGGCUUUCUCGCCAGCGCGCUCACUUCAGCACACAGACCCAGCAGCUGGAGGAUUCACAGCUAUUCUGUGAACUUAAUCUCAUGUGGAUACCCAACCAAUGACCACAUCCCCAAGGAUUCAUCCAAGACAACAGAGAAUCAAUUGGCAAAACUGGCGAUCGUAGCGCUUGCAGCUGGGGUUUUGACAUUGGGAUCAGUGCACGAAGCAUCAGCGGCCAAGACAGGCGGCAGAAUCGGCGGCCAGGCGUUUCGGUCUUCGGCACCUCGGUCUUAUUCCCCUAGAAUUGAUAAUUCCAGGAGAAAUGUUUAUAUUAAUCCACCACUCGCUCCGCCACUCAGUGGUGGGUAUGGAUAUGGCUUCGGUGUGCCUUUCUAUGGUGGAUGGGGUUGGUCUCCAUUUUCAUUAGUUGCCCCGGCUCCUAGUGUUGCCAUUGGUUUCGGAGGAGGGUUUGAAGUUUUGUCCUUUAUUUUGUUCCUUGGUGCUAUUGUUGCUGUAGUCAAGAGAUUUGUUGGAUUAAGAACUGAAGAUGAUGAAGACUAUUGACACUAGAUUGUGAUGCUUCUUGUAUAUGUGUUGUCAUAAUGGCUACUAGACAUUUGUGGCUGGGCAAAUCAUUGUCUAUUGAAAAAUUUUAUGUUUUGACUUUUUUGUUUUCUUGAAAUUUCAUGUAAUAUAGUUUAAGCUGUGAGAUUCGUGAAUGCUGUUCAAAACUCAAUUUUGUGGCUGACUUCAUGUCAUUUUAAAUGCAUAAAAGAUGGUAUUAGUGUUGUUGGCUGUUAAA